Messenger RNA from Schistocerca piceifrons (Central American locust), 1881 nucleotides. Its product is annotated as MMS19 nucleotide excision repair protein homolog. The coding region runs from base 1 to 1881 and encodes 626 amino acids. Gene Ontology annotation, cellular component: cytosolic [4Fe-4S] assembly targeting complex. The record is from RefSeq and is a predicted model, not a curated record. The transcript has 12 exons. Gene Ontology annotation, biological process: iron-sulfur cluster assembly. Lineage: Eukaryota; Metazoa; Arthropoda; Insecta; Orthoptera; Acrididae.
AUGCACAAUAUGCCUGCCAAGCUGCCAGAUUACCUUCUGAUUGAAAUGAAUCAGCAUGUUAGUUGUCAAACUCAGUUGCAAGCUGAUCGAUUCACUAUAUAUAAUAUCAUCAGCCAGUUAGUGAAGGUAUACCCAAAUGAUCUUAAGCAACUGGGACCAGACUUCAUUUACCAGGUUAUUUCAAAUAUUGAUGGUGAAAAGGAUCCUCGUAAUCUUAUGUUCCUGUUUGGAAUGAUGCCUAAUUUUUUGAAGACAUUUUCUUUGGGUCACUUGACUGAAGAAAUGUUUGAUGUUUUUUCGUGCUAUUUUCCCGUCGACUUUUAUUCUGCUACCAGCAGUCCUUCCUCAGUCACUCGUGAGCAGUUAGCUGUAGCACUUGCUUCUUGCUUGACUGCUGUAGCGGAUUUCUCAGAAUUUUGUUUUCCUCUGAUAUUUGAGAAGUUGGAGUCUACUCGGAAAGAAGCAAAGCUGGAUUGCUUCUAUCUACUUAAAACAGGAUUUUCCAGUUUUCCUAUUUCUUCUAUAGAACCAAACUUACCUGUAAUAUGGAGAAACAUUAAACCUGAAGUGCUGCCAGGGGCAGAUAAGGAUAUCCGUGAAGCCGCUUUAGAAGCACUACGUGCCCUGCUACACAGUUUGUCAGUGUCUCCUCUCAACAGGGAAUAUGCAGCGCUGCUUACACAAGUUGUACAGGUUGUGAUAAGAGAUUCUCUACCAUCGCUGAAGGAAGUGGAGAUGAAUGCAUUUUUGCCGUCUGUCCAAUUGUUGCUGUGUGUCGCCGAAGCAUCAGUGCCAUCGUGUAUUCAGGUUGUUACUGAGAUUACACCAGUUCUUCAAACACAGUACUACAGAGAUCAGACUUUUACUGAAAAAGCACUUGUGUUGCAAACUAUAACGAAUUUUCUUAAUGUCUGCAAUAACAAAGGCCUGGUAUCAGAAGAAGCAGAAGAACUGCUGCAAAUUCGUAGAGAUUUGUGUUCCUUAUAUUUAGAUGCAGUUGUGACAGAAAAUGAAGAGGUGUUAGUUGAAGCUCUUUGUGGACUGAGUAUUAUUAUUAACUGUUUAGAUAGUAAUAGCCGCUGUAAGCUGUAUGACAUUUUAGCUGGUUGCCUCAAACAAUCGAAAAAGAAAAAGUUAAGGCUUGAAGCCAUUACGUGUUUUAAGAAACUGGCCAAAAUACAUACAGAAGAGAUUAUGAGUAACAUGGUUAACUGUAAACUUCAAGUCUUUGAAGGUGGUGGGGAUGAAAAUUUUGAUGAUGUUUAUGAGUGCUGCCAAUUUGCUUUGUGUGAAAUUGCAGACAUAGAAUCAUUUACAACAUUUAUUGUACCACAAUUUUUAGACUUGGUGGUUGGUUCACAUGAUUUCAAGAAACGCCUUGUGGGAAUCAGCUGUUUGAGAAAGCUUGUGGAAGUUCCUGAUGAUGAUGAAUCGCGGAUACAUAACUUUCUCUAUGAGCAGUGUGAUGUUGUGUCCUGUUUAGUCUUUUGGUGCUUCCAAAAACUGCAAGAGGAGGACUUUGUCAAUGCUUCACAAUUUGUAGACCUUUUGAGAUUAAUUGCACAAGUACUGGAUUGUGUCAUGCGGAGACAAAUGUCAAGUGUUCAAAGUGAUGUGGUAUCACAAUUUGUUCCAUGGUUCCUGAAUCCUGAAGCUUAUGUUAAAAGUGAAAAGCCAGUUUUUCCACUGAAUCCUGCAUCUCCUGCCAGUCAGACACAGCUGGUAAUUUUAUUGGAAGGACUUAUUGGCUCUAUGAGACAGGAUGUCAGUUUACAAUGCAGAGAGGAGCUGAUAAACAUUCUAACAUUGUUGAGCAUAGAAACAAAUCAUAUUACAUACCCACAGAUCAGCAAGCCGUCUCAUUGGAAAUCUUAUAAAUAA